AUGGUUGUUUUAGCUGCUUCAAUUUGUACCCGUGGUGGUAAAGCUCUUUUAUCAAGACAAUUUAAAGAUUUAACUAAGGAUAGAAUCACUGCAUUAUUAGCCAAUUUUCCAAGUUUACUUUCAAAUUCUGAAUCACAACAUACCAUAGUUGAAGAUGAAUUUGUAAGAUAUGUUUAUCAACCAUUAGAAGAAUUUUAUAUAGUAUUAUUAACUAACAAACAAUCUAAUAUUUUACAAGAUAUUGAUACAUUACACUUGUUUGCAUCCACAGUUAGUAAUAUGUUAAGAACAAUUGAUGAACGAGAAAUCUUUGAAAAUUCAUUUGAAAUUUUAAGUGCAUUCGAUGAAAUAAUUAAUUUGGGAUUUAAAGAAAAUUUAACUUUAUCACAAGUUCAAACCUUCUUAGAAAUGGAUUCACACGAAGAGAAAAUUCAAGAAAUCAUUGAAAGAAAUAAAGAAUUAGAAGCAACUGAAGAAAGGAAAAGACGUGCUAAAGAAAUCCAAAGAAAAGAAUUAGCUCGUCGUAAUUUAGAGCAAUUUCCAUCAGCUUCAUCGAAUUUCCAAAAUCAAAAUUCAUUUGGUUAUGAUUCUUAUCAAUCAAAUCAAGCAAUUAAUGGCGGUACCAAUAACUACCAACCAACUUAUCAACCAUCAACUCUUAUUGAUAAUAGUAUUGAAACUAAAUCAAAUAUAAAUAACAAACCAAGAGGUGGUGGUUUACAAUUAGGUAAAAAACCAGUCAAAGUGGCUAAUGAACAAAACCAACCAUUAUUAACUAAACAACAACCAUUAUUUAAUCAUACUCAAAAUCCUGAAAUAUCAACCCCACAAGUAAUCUCACAAUCAUCAUCACCAAUUCCACAAUUACCAAAAAUUAAUAAUAAUGGUAUAUUAAUUACAAUUAAUGAAAAAAUUAAUGCUGAAUUAUCUCGUGAAGGAUCGAUUUUUUCAAGUGAAAUUAAAGGUGAUUUACAAUUAAGAAUUAAUAAUAGUGAAUUAGCCAGCUCAAAAAUUUUAUUAAAAGUUGGAGAUAAAUCCAAUGGUAUUCAAUAUAAAACUCAUCCAAAUGUUGAUCGUAACUUAUUUACUUCUAAUGGAACCAUUGGGUUGAAAGACAAAACUAAACCAUUCCCAUCAAAUGAUCAAUCAUUAGGUGUUUUGAGAUGGAGAGGUGUUGGUAAAAGUGAAGAAUCCAAAUUCACUCCACUUAUUAUAACUGCAUGGACAUCAUGUAACGAUGGCAUUGCAGAAGUAACUUUAGAAUAUGAAUUGAGUUCAAACUUCAUAGAAUCAUUCCCAAAUGAAACUAGUUUAGAUAAUGUUAAAAUAUUAAUUCCAAUUUCAUCAAAUGAAGUUGAAUUAAAUGAUGAAAGUGGUAAAGUCAGUUAUGAAUUAGAUGACGCAGGGGUGCUUUUCAAUAUUGACUCUAUUUCGUUUGAUGAUCCACAAGGAUCGUUUGAAUUCAAAAUUCCAUCUCCUGAUGAAGAUUCGCUUUUCCCAAUUGAAUUAGAAAUCAAUAUUAAUAGAAGUGAAAAUGUUAAUGAAAGUGAUACUGCUUUGGGUCAAGUUCAAGUUUUAGAUGUUGUUAGCAAUAACGAAGAUGAAGAAUCAUUACCAUUUGAUUUACAUUUGAAUUUAGUCACCGAUGGUUAUCAAGUUAAGUAA
Molecule: messenger RNA, 1665 nt
Organism: Hyphopichia burtonii NRRL Y-1933
Lineage: Eukaryota; Fungi; Ascomycota; Pichiomycetes; Serinales; Debaryomycetaceae
Gene: RET2
Product: coatomer subunit delta
Exons: 1
Coding region: 1-1665 (554 amino acids)
Biological process (GO): endoplasmic reticulum to Golgi vesicle-mediated transport; Golgi localization; retrograde vesicle-mediated transport, Golgi to endoplasmic reticulum
Cellular component (GO): COPI vesicle coat; cytosol
Source: RefSeq, a predicted model, not a curated record